AUGUUAUCCUUGAGCAUUCCAUCAUACUCAAAGCCAUCGGGCUACCAGCUUUCUGAGUUGGCCAAGCCGGAGAUCAGUGAUCCAAAAGAUGUGAUCAUAAGGGUUCAUGCGGCGAGCAUCAAUCCGAUCGACGUGAAGAAAGCCGAUGGUUUACUGAAAUUUGCGAUGAAAGAUACUGAAUUUGUCAAAUGUACAGAGAAGUACAUUGCCCUGAAGCCACCGUCAUUGUCAUUUGAGGAUGCAGCUUCAAUCCCUCUGGCAGCAAUGACUGCACUUCAAGCACUCGGAAAAUACAAAGGAGAUUUAACUGAAAAGACUGUCUUUGUGCCCGCCGGCUUGAGUGGAACAGGUCUUUUUGCUUGCCAAUUGGCAAAGAAUGUCUUCCAUGCAGGCAAGGUCAUCACCACAGUUUCGACCUCGAAGGUGGAUAAGAUCAACGACCUCCUAGGCGAAGGGACUGUCGAUGAAAUAAUCGACUACACAAAAAUCGACCCAAGAAAGGUCAUCAAAUCUGGCUCUGUGGACUUCCUCUUCGACACAGUGGGUUCUGCACUGGAGUACCUCUGCCUGAUGAAUCAAAAAUCUGGAUGUAUCGUGUCAGUUGCGACCAUGCCAUCGGGUAAUCAGCUCCAGGAAUAUUCACUUAUGGAUCUUCCCCAACAGGGUGGCGUUCCCUUUGCUCUACGAAUGGGACUCAAUGCUUUCGAUUGGGUCCGUAAACUAAGAGCAUGGCGCUAUGGUGUUGAGUAUUCAUACAUGUUUCUAGAAUCGAGUGGUGAAGAUCUGGACGAGUUGAGAAAGUAUGUUGAGGAAAACAAGCUGAGAACAGUAGUUGGAAACUCCGUUGAGCUGUCAGACAUUGAAGCAGUGAGAUCAGCAUGCCAGACGGUUUAUAGUGGAAAGGGAGGUCUCGGGAAGCUGGUUGUCAAAGUUGCCGAUUCGUAG
Penicillium digitatum Pd1 is the source of this 945-nucleotide messenger RNA. The record is from RefSeq and is a predicted model, not a curated record. Lineage: Eukaryota; Fungi; Ascomycota; Eurotiomycetes; Eurotiales; Aspergillaceae.